UCAAGCAUACCUACUGCAAUGUGAUACUUUCACAAUGCUCAGUGUUGAAGUGACGUCCCUGAGAGUAGGAUCAUGCGAGGACUUACGCUAAUUCUUACAUGUCUCUUGACAUAUUUUACUGGAUCUGAAGCGCUUGAAAAUGUCAUCCGGGAUGUGCCAUUUCGUAGCGAGAAACAUUUUCAUACUUCAAACGAACUGACGGAUCGACAAGUCCUGGUGCUCUCGGAAAUGACGGACAUGGCUCAUAUGAACGAAAUUCUUGAUAACAUUUGCAUACCAAGAGUAGUGGGUACACCAGGCCAUACUGAUGUAAAGAAUUACAUCAAAAAAUCAAUGAAGGAUCUGGGAUGGGAAGUGGAAUCUGAUCCGUUCGACGAAAAAACACCGAAUUUUGGUAUACUACAUUUUGAAAAUAUUGUAGCCACACACAAUCCAAAUGCUAGACGAUAUUUGGCAUUGGCUUGUCAUUAUGACUCGAAAUAUACCAGAGAAGGGAGCUUCAUCGGGGCCACGGACAGCGCUGUUCCCUGUGCACAGCUCAUUAACCUUGCGAAAGUCAUGAAGCAGCAACUAGACAAAAUAAAAAAGCAAGACGUAAGCCUCAUGUUUAUAUUCUUUGACGGGGAAGAAGCUUUCCAGUCGUGGGGCCCAAAGGACUCAAUUUACGGUGCCCGACAUCUUGCCAAAAAAUGGUAUAUGACACGAUCGAAACAUAGUCGAGAAAAUGACGUCAGGGAACUGGAUAAAAUGGACAUGCUCUUACUUUUGGAUCUAAUUGGAGCACCUGAUCCCACGUUCUACAAUUAUUUUGAGAACACUCAGAGGUGGUAUAACGUCUUGGUAGAUGCUGAGAACACUCUAGCGCGUUUGAGAAAAUUAGAAGACUACUCUUACGGAAAACCUCAGCAGAGAUACUUCCAGCCUUAUUCCAUCCAGGCACAUAUAGAAGACGAUCAUAUUCCAUUUAUGAGAAGAAACGUACCGAUCUUACAUCUUAUACCAUACCCGUUUCCACCGUUCUGGCACGAAUCGGGUGAUAAUAGAAGUAAUAUAGAUUUGGUUACCACGGAGAACAUCAAUAGGAUCAUCAGAGUGUUUGUCGCCUCCUAUUUACGCAUUGACAUCUAAUGAUUGGGCAAACGACGGAAACUGGUUGUGUAAUUUAAAGGAAAACGAAGGAAGAAGAAAUAGAAGCAUUCCAACAUAUCUGCACAUGCAACGCACUCUCUCAAUUGUCAAUUCUGAACCAAAAUCUGCCAAAUUUCCGGAGGAUAUAUGAAUUUGUCUGAGAAACGUUAUUAUGAAUAAAUGAUAUUUUUUUCAUAUUUCUAUUGUAAAGUGAGGAGCUUGGAUGAUAACUUUUCAAUUUCAAUCACGAAAAUCGUAAAUAGGAGAUUUUUACAAAGUUUUUUUUCCCCCUAAAGCGCAGUUAGCGACUCAGGGUUUUUUUCUCGUAUAGUACAAAUCAAUGUAUUGCCGGCACAUAUGUUUUAUUUACACGACGGCAUCAUGGCUGUUGGUAAGCUCUAAUAGAACAUAUUGAUUUAGCGUUAGUAUGUAUUUGAAAUUGAAUCGAUGAGAAUCUAUAUUGAAGUGUCGAUUUGUGUCAUAAAAGGAAAAAAUUGCCUAACACCUAAAUUUUCACAAUUGGAAGCUCAAGAUUGUGAUUAGAAAUCUUUAAUCAACUUUAAUUUAUCAAUGCUGUAAUAACAAUGAGAGGCUUCUCAAAAUAUUUCAGAGAUGGCAGCACAUGCACUAUCAUGAAAUAAAAUUUUACCUUCAGAUCUAUAAUGUGAAAUGUCAGUACUAGGAAUAUUAAUAACUAAACAAAAUAACAAUAAAUGAAGAAUGCAAAA
Molecule: messenger RNA, 1856 nt
Organism: Cephus cinctus (wheat stem sawfly)
Lineage: Eukaryota; Metazoa; Arthropoda; Insecta; Hymenoptera; Cephidae
Gene: isoQC
Product: glutaminyl-peptide cyclotransferase
Exons: 6
Coding region: 73-1128 (351 amino acids)
Molecular function (GO): zinc ion binding; glutaminyl-peptide cyclotransferase activity
Source: RefSeq, a predicted model, not a curated record